Oenanthe melanoleuca is the source of this 6247-nucleotide messenger RNA. RefSeq names its product Rho GTPase activating protein 25 (gene ARHGAP25). Gene Ontology annotation, cellular component: phagocytic cup. The transcript is spliced from 11 exons. Gene Ontology annotation, biological process: actin filament organization; signal transduction; phagocytosis, engulfment. Lineage: Eukaryota; Metazoa; Chordata; Aves; Passeriformes; Muscicapidae. The record is from RefSeq and is a predicted model, not a curated record. Gene Ontology annotation, molecular function: GTPase activator activity. Bases 779 to 2680 code for a protein of 633 amino acids.
GCCCUGCAGACAAACUCAGCUCAGCAGCAGAGCUGGAUGGGACAGGAGCUGACACCCACAGGGACAGCAAUAUUCAGAAUGCAGCAGGAUGGGAAGCAAGGUGAGGGCUGGCCAGUCCCUUGGGGUGAAUCUGCCAGAGAAGGGCCUGGGGUGCCCAGGCAGCUGUGACAGGCACUGGGGCUGAGUGUGACAGUGCCAGGCACAGAUGGCACAGGGCUGCCCCUGCUUCCCCCAGCCUGUCACAAUUUAAUUUGGUUAAACCUGGAAAAGUGCAGAUUCCCAGUGGGAAAAGUGCAGAUUCCCAGUUGGAAAAGAGCAGUGUCAGAGCAGUGUCAGGGCAGUGUCAUAGCAGUGUCACAGCAGUGUCAGGGCAGUGUCACAGCAGUGUCAGAACAGUGUCACAGCAGUGUCACAGCAGUGUCACAGCAGUGUCACAGCCCAGGAGCACUCAGCAGCUGCUGUCACUUCCUCAAUGCCCCGAGCUCGCCUGGGGAGCGGCCCCGGGCUGGGCUGUGUCCCCUGAGGCAGCUCAGGCACAGCCAGGGCAGCUCACCUGGCCUCACCUGGGGGUGCCCAGCAGCCACAGCUGGGCAGGAAAGCAGGGCAGGAAAGGGCUUUCCUGGGGCUCUGCACAGCUCUGCCAGAGCAGGAAGCUCUGCUGGCACACAACCUGCUGCUCUUGGGGAACCCCACGGGACAGCAGGGCCUGCUCCAGACCAGCUCCUAAACAUCUCCCCUUGAGGAAAAAACAAAAAUAUCCAAUCCUUCCUGAUCCACAAUGUCCCUCAAGCUGCCACGGAGCUGGGAUUUCAACCUGAAGACGGAUGCUGCAAAAAUAGCUCGCUCCCACAGUGUGAUGAGCGCCGAUCCCGGCUCCCAGCCGCGCUCCCAGCCGCGCUCCCCGCGGCCGCUCAAGCUGGGCUGGCUGCGCAAGCAGCGCUCCAUCGUCAGGAACUGGCAGCUGCGCUUCUUCGUGCUGCAGGGCCAGCAGCUGCUCUACUACAAGGACGAGGACGAUGCCAAGCCCCAGGGCUGCCUGUCCCUGCAGGGCAGCACCAUCAACGUGCUGGCCACCAGCCCAGAGGAAGGAGGGAAAUUCAUCUUUGAAAUCGUCCCAGGGCUGGCCGGGGAGCAGGAGCCGUGUGUGCUGAUGGCGAGCUCGCAGGCGGAGCGGGAGGAGUGGGUGACAUCGCUGCGCAGGGCGCUGGGCUCGGCCGCCGCAGUGUUCGGGCAGCCCCUGGCAGCCGCCUUGGCCCACGAGCAGCAGCCGGGGCAGCCCCAGGUGCCCGUCCUGGUGCAGAAAAGCGCCGAGUUCAUCCGGGAGCACGGCGUGGCUGAGGAGGGGAUCUUCCGCCUGCCCGGCCAGGACAGCCUGGUGCGGCGGCUGCGGCUCGCCUUCGACGCGGGGGAGAGACCCUCCUUCCCCAGGGACACCGACGUGCACAGCGUGGCCUCGCUCUUCAAGCUGUACCUGCGGGAGCUGCCGGAGCCCGUCGUGCCCUGGCUGCAGUACGAGGAUUUCCUGCGCUGCGGGCAGGCUCUGGAAAAGGACGAGACAAAGGGCCACCAGGAGCUCCUGCAGCAGCUGUCCCUCCUCCCCAGAGACAACUACAACCUGCUCAGCUACAUCUGCAGGUUCCUCUAUGAAAUACAACUGAACUCCAGUGUCAACAAGAUGAGUGUGGAUAACCUGGCAACAGUGAUAGGAGUGAACCUCAUCAGACCCAGGGUAGAGGACCCUGCAAUCAUCAUGAGAGGCACGCCCCAGGUGCAGAAGGUGAUGACUGUGCUGAUCAGUGACCACGAGAAGCUCUUUCCCCCAUCCAAGGAUGAGCCCUCCCCAGCUGCCCCAGAGGAGAGGAAAGCUCCUGUCCCUCGCAGCUCCGUGGGCUGGGGGGCUGCAGAGGAGCCCAGAGCCCCCAGAGCCUCCCCCCAAAGGCAGAUGAGGGAUCACCCCCAUUCCAGCAGCUCCCCUGGCCCAGCUGCCACCUCCAGCGACCCUGGGGAGGACACAGAGCCCAGAGACACCCAGGGAACGUGGAAAACACAGGCAAGGAAAAGAACUCAGACUUUGCCCACGAGGAAAUCCUUCCUGGCCGCUGCUCCAGGGGAGAGGGGGGAUGUCCUCACCAGCGACUUCUGGACGGGCAGCACCCGCCCCGUGCCCUCGGAGGGACACAAGAGAACCUUGUCUCAGGAUCUUUUCAAGCUGCUGGACCUCCACAGGGCUUCAGCCUCGGACAGUGGCCCCUCCUGCCAGGCAGGGAGCGGGGAGGGCAGCCCCAGCCCCGGCAGCAGCAUCUCUGAGAAGGAAUUGCUGCCCUGCCUCAGCCCCAGCCACAGGGCCAGCAGCCCUGCCGAGGAGCCCAGCCCCGAGCAGCAGAGCAGGGAGCUCCUGCACAGCACGGUGCUCAGGCUGGAGAAGGAUCUGGAGGCUCAGAGGAAGGACUACGAGGGGCAGAUUAAGAGUCUCCAGGAGGAGAACUAUGAAGCCUGGGCCAAAGUGGUGAGGCUGAGCCAGGCCAUGGAGCAGGAGAAGAAGAAGUGUGGGGAGCUGGAGCUGAGGCUGGAGAGCGCCGAGCGCUCGCGGGAGGAGCUGGAGAGGAAAAACAAGAUGCUCGAGGAGGAGUUAAAAAACUUAACUAAACCCACCAGUGAAACUGGUGCCAAAACCAACUAGGAGGAGGCCCCCAGCAUUUACAGACCCCAAAUGCAGCUGCACAAAUGCACAGGAACUGCAGGUUCAGCCAAGGAUUUGUGUUGUCCAGUGUCCUGCUCCUGCCCCAGGCCAAGGGGGAGGAAGGAGAGCAGAGCUCAGAGGAUGGUUCAUGCUCUGAACCAGGAAAUCUCCAAAAUAUCCUUUAGCUUUUUUGGGUGUGUUUAUUUCAACUCUUCUUUCAGCUGCUCAGGUUACCUGGAGAACAGGCCAACACCUCCUGCUGCUCAGUCAGAGUUGCACUCAGAAGUUUGGGUCAUGGACACCUUGUGCCUUCCCAUAAAGAACCCAGAGGUGUCCCUCCUCCAGCUGCCUGUGCCUUGCUGCAGACACCCAGGCAAAACAUCCAUGGAUUUGGGCAGGCAGAGGAGCCCCAGGCUUGGGGAGGCACAGCCCUGGGUGGUGGAGAUGCUCACCUCAAUCCCAGCUGGAUCCUGCUCCCCUCAAUCCCAGCUGGAUCCUGCUCCCCUCAAUCCCAGCUGGAUCCUGCUCCCCUCAAUCCCAGCUGGAUCCUGCUCACAUCAAUCCCAGCUGGAUCCUGCUCACAUCAAUCCCAGCUGGAUCCUGCUCACAUCAAUCCCAGCUGGAUCCUGCUCACAUCAAUCCCAGCUGGAUCCUGCUCACAUCAAUCCCACCUGGAUCCUGCUCACAUCAAUCCCACCUGGAUCCUGCUCACAUCAAUCCCACCUGGAUCCUGCUCCCCUCAGUCCCACCUGGAUCCUGCUCCCCUCAGUCCCACCUGGAUCCUGCUCUCCUGGGGCAGCACAAGGCUCUCAGAUCUGCAGCAUCACCUGCUGAGCUGUGCCAGCCCCCACAGCACAGCUCCAGGCAGAAAAUCCCACCAUCACCCAAACCUCUUCAGUCCAGCUGUUUUCAGUCACUCCCACAGCUGGCUGUUCCUAAAUCCAGCCCAGCUGAUGGAGCUUGGAGAGCACCUCACACAGCUGGACCUGGAGCUCUUUGUGCAGGGGGAGUCCAUCAGCAGCUCCAGCACAGAACUCCUGCAUUUUUCCUCCAGAGGAUGACAAAUCUGGACUGUUUUACUGCCCUGCUUUGGAGCUUUGUUGUUUCUGAAGUGCAGAUCAGGAUUUCAUGGAGCCCUGGGUUGGCAGCCCAAGGAUGUUGGGUCUCUCCCCAGCAGUGCCAAGACCCCCUGGACCCAAAGGUGUCCCUGUGGUUUUUGUGACCUCUCUGCUCGUCCCCACCCCUGCCAGAGUCCUGCCAGCAGCACCAGGGAGCUGCCACAGCUUCUGCUGCAGGACAGGGCUCUGCACAGUUAUUUUCUUCUACAGAAAACCUUUCAUGUAUUUAUUUGAGGAGGGGGAACAGCCCAGCCUUGAUGGGGACAGGAAAGGGAAAGCCACAGAAAUCUGCAGUUUUCAAGCAGGACCAAGGUCUGUGCCAGGCAUGGUGAGGGGAAUCACAGCUCUGGGUUUGCCUGAGAGGCAAAAGCUCAGCCCAGACAGGCUGGAGAGACAGGGAAAAGGAACUGGGGCAGAAAGGGACACAGGAAAAUGUGGGAAACAAGGGGAGGUGGGAGUGGGAUGAGAAUAAAAGCCAGUGUUGGGUAUGAAGCACUUGCUGGGGGUAGGGGGAACGGGUUUAGCCCUAAAACUGAGCCCAGACUCAGUCUCAGAUGCAGUUUGGAGCACUGAACCCACCUGUGCUCAGCUGUGGAUGUGAAGUCUGGGGAAGGACAGGUUGUGAGAGCUGAGCUGCAUUCAGAAAUCCAGCCCUAAGUGACUCCAGGGGUUUCCUUUGCACCCCACAGACCUGGAGCUCCCCUCUGUGCUGCCCACAAACCUCCAGGGAAUGACUGUUCCAGAGACCCCUGAAAAUCCCUCAGCCAGGUCCUGUGCCCUGCCAGGGAUCCAGCCUGAGCACAGGGGUUUCAGUCUGAUUGGAAUGUUUCAGAUGUCAGUCCUGGUGAUGGGAAAUCCCACUGGGGACCCCAGAGGAUCUGCACUGGGGCUGCAGGGCUUGGCAGGGGAUGGAUGUCCUGGAGAGCAGCCCAGGGAGGGCAGGGGGCCUCAGCCACCCUCCCUGCCCAGCUGCAGUCCCACCCAGCACAGAUGUGUCCUGAAGUCUCUUUCAGUUUCUUUCUGCUGCUCUCCAGUUCCCACCCUGGGCCCUUCCUGGCGCUCUCAGGUCCCACAGUGCCUGCACCACUUCACAGCUGAGUCUUCCCUGGCGUUUCAGAUGACCUUGGCAGAGCUGCUGCAGUGGUUAUUUGAUUUUUUACCUCUGCAGAAGCUCCUCAACCAUCCGAGCCUGAGGCUGGGAGUCACUGGGGAGAAACUUCUCGGUGGGUUCAGGAGCAGCUGGGGGAACAUCUGGGCUGGAAAUGCCACACGCUCCUUCCUGCAAAGAUCAAAAGUGUGAAGAGGCCAAUAAUUGCUGCACAGCAGACUGUAAUGACGUGCAAAGGCUUGGCUGAGGCUCAGAAAGCUGCAGGAUGAGGACAAGUGCACGUUAUUUAAAACAAACUGCACAUUCCUCCUCUUCCGCCCAGAUAGGCAGAGCCAGCCCGGGGCUGCCAGGAUCACGGGGCUGCUUUGAAGAUAUUCCACCAGCAACAUUUGCAGUUUACAGAGGUCAUCUGUGAGAGAGAGACUUUCCAGCAGAGGUCAGGUGGGCUGGAAAUUCCUGGGAGCAGAGAGAGACAGGGCACCUUGGGAGCUGCUGCCUUGGGUGCUCUAACGUAAUGAGGAUUCCUUUUUUUUAAAUUUUUUUUUUUUUAAAUGAGCUUUUUCCAGAGCUAGAGAACCAUGCACUGCCCAUGCCAGAGCUGUGACACUGCUCCCUUUCCAUCCCUGAGGGGUGGGUGUCCUCCUGCCCAGCCCAGAGCCUGCUCUGGAUUUCCUGCACUUGCACAUCUCUGCAAGGUGAGAUCCCCAAACUGACUGGUCCCAGCCUGCACCCCCCUCCUCCCUCUGUCUCUGCAGCCAGGACGUGAAGCUUUGUGGGGUGGGAGCAGCAGAGAAUCUCUCCUGUUCCUGGAGGUUGUAAAGGAAUUAUAAACUCACAGAGGGGUUUGUGGCCUUUCAGCUCAGCAGGUUUUGGGCUUUGACUCUGCAUCCCCUGGAGAUGCUGCUCCUGUCACACAAAACACAACACAAUGUCCACCACAGAGAAGAAAGAUCCUUUCCAGCCCUGUCCUGUAGGCUUGGAAACCUCCAAAGAGACAUUUUCACCCCUUACCCUCCCACUGUGAGGGACACAAGAGCUUCACCAAGGUGAUAACACUGAGAUCAGGCCGAGGAUUUUCCUCUCCCUUUAAAUGUGACAUGGAUUUCCAAAUUAGAGCUGUUAAAGCACAGAUCCCAGUGAAUCAUGCAGUGUGGGAUGAGAGCAAGAUAACCUUUAGGCCACCCUUUCAGUGUCCUCACUGCAUUCUUUGUCCUAGAGCAGAAAUUCUGUUCUACUCUUCUCAGAUAUUUACUAAAUAAAUUCAUUUAGAAUUCACUCUGUUGUACCCAAGGCUUUGAUAGGCAUGAGAGGCAAGCAAAUAAAAUUAUCCUUCUCACAUUA